Molecule: messenger RNA, 1454 nt
Organism: Drosophila mauritiana
Lineage: Eukaryota; Metazoa; Arthropoda; Insecta; Diptera; Drosophilidae
Product: mucin-5AC
Exons: 3
Coding region: 294-1259 (321 amino acids)
Source: RefSeq, a predicted model, not a curated record
CUCCGAACUCAGAGCUCCCCAUUCCCCCGUUUUCUUGACUGGGGAAAAACCUGCUCCAUGUCGGCGUUUCUGUUCUGACCAGCAUUGCCAUGGGCCACACAAUCGAUCCCAACCGAUUUUCCAAUCUGUUUUGGGCUAUAAAAGCUCGGACCGUCACUCUUUUUGGGCUUAGAACAAAGGCGACUGCGCACGCGAGUGGUUUAUUUAAGUUUGCUCAAUCCUUCAUAAAUUUGUUCAUUCCUUCCCAAGGAUAAAGGGAAAUUUCCUCAUAAAAUCGUAUUUUGCACAUAGCUAUGAGGCUAAGUUUUGUGAUUACUCUUAUCCUGGCAGGUUCCCGACUGUCCAACGCUUUCUGGUGGCCAAAGACAACAACGGAAACCAGGGAACCGAGUGGCGGCCAAAUUCUCCAGCAAAUUCCGCUCACCUAUUUCCGCACAUACACUUAUCAGCCAUUGGCUCCUGCGUUCUAUGGAUUUGGAGCUGCUCAGACGCCUUUGCUGCCUGGUGCUCAGUACGAUCCAUAUGGGAUGACCAGUUACGCUGCUGCCAGACGACAUGACUCUGUUUCCAGGCAAGAAGUGACUGCUCCGGCGGAGUUGAACAACGCGCCGAGUAGCUCUCGGACCACCAGCACCACACCCGCGCCAACGACCACAACUACGACCACCACCACAACCACCACUCCGGCACCAACAACAAAAGCUAGUACUACUACCACCAGCACAACCCCACCACCAGUACCACCUCCGCCCCAGUCCACCAGUAGUAGUUUCUCCGAAGGAUCCACGUCCAGCUUGCUGCGCUUCGGUGAAUAUCCCGCGUACAAUCGCCGGGUAAGCAACCUCUACAACGCCAGGCCCCAAUAUCCAUAUCCGGACUACUUCAACUAUCAGCCGCAGCAGCAGACUGUAGUAUCGGAGCAAGGGGUCUCCAGUAACAGUCGCAUCCAAUUUGUUCCCUGCAUGUGCCCCGUCAGUAUGCCCAGUUUCGUGGCAUCCUCGACAGCGUCCACAUUGCCUCCGCAGCUGUCCACUUCCUCCACAUCGUUCGUGUCCCAGCCGGCGGCACGUCACAUCGAGGGACAGGAAUUGGAAGCGGAAGCUGAUGGCGAGACAGAUAAUGAGGGAGAGGAAGAGGACGAGGAUGAUGAACAGGGGCAGGAACAGGAGCAGGGCCAGAGCCAGAGUCACGGUCUGGAAGACGGUGCCACCAAGGCGCAGACAGAAGGACAGGAUAUAACUUCAGACAGUCCUAUCUAGUUCAAUUGGAUGGUGCAGCAACAGCCUUCCAUGUACAAAGGCCAAUCCACGACUGACUUGUCACUAAAGGGGUGCCCUAGAGAUCUUAAAACAAAUAUUAAAAACAAAUGAAAAAACGAUUAAAAAUAAUAUUAGUAAGAAUGCCAAUUCAGGGAUACUACAGCACAUAAAAGUAAGCGUCUGCUGAAAAUAUUU